Messenger RNA from Pseudogymnoascus destructans, 1770 nucleotides. RefSeq lists its product as uncharacterized. The transcript has 7 exons. Lineage: Eukaryota; Fungi; Ascomycota; Leotiomycetes; Thelebolales; Thelebolaceae. The record is from RefSeq and is a predicted model, not a curated record. The coding region runs from base 436 to 1629 and encodes 397 amino acids. Gene Ontology annotation, molecular function: methyltransferase activity.
CCUCCUUCCGUCCCUCCUACCCCCCGAUUGCGGUACACGACGCCCAGCGAAAGAAAAAUAUAUACAUACAUAUUACCCCCCUCUGCCGUGGCAAAAGUUGAAAUAACCGCUUUUCCUGACUCCACCACUGCUACUGCUACUGCUUCUACUCCCCACCGUGCUACUUUCCUGUCGUAGACCUAGCUCCUCCUCGUCGCUCAGACACUCCUCGUUCUUGGGUCACGCCAGGCGCGAAGGCCAGAUGGAGAAUUAAACGCAACAUUUGAACUUUGAGCAGAAUCAGACGCUAUAGACGAGGAGAAAGUGAAAACGAAGACGCGACGCCCAGAUUCUGAGCCAGAACCCCGCACACCUGAAGCCAAAAGAUCGCUGGGACGAGAGCUCCACGCGCGACAGUGGUACUAGCUAUAGGUGCGCCCGCACCCACCAGACAAGAUGGAACGGACGGCGCGGAUGAGCUUGCGCGAGGAGCCGCCGAUAUUCCCGACUUACCUCGAGGGCGGUGAGCCUAGUGUGCUGGGCGCGAAGACGCUUGCGACCACGGACGCGGACAGCGCCGCAGACGUGGCCGCGGAGGCGGAGGCGGAGGAGGAUGAUGAUUCCUUAGGGGGGGGCGAGUCGUCGGUUGAGGUAGGGGAGAGGAGCGAGAUCACGGUGGUGAUGACCUUCGAUGGGGAUUCGAGCUAUGGGACUGAUGAUGCGGAUAGCGGUCUAUUCUAUGAGACUGUAGGAUCCAGUGCGUUUACGUUCCCCAAGGAAAAUGGGAGGACCUAUCAUGCGUAUCAAGAAGGCAAAUAUCUCAUGCCCAAUGACGAGAAGGAGCAAGAUAGGAUGGACAUGAUCUACCACUCACUGAGUCUGAUGUUCGAGGACAAGCUCUUCUUCGCGCCGGUCAAGAACCCGCAGCGCAUCGCUGACAUGGCGACUGGCACUGGCAUCUGGGCUAUAGAUGUUGGCGACAAAUAUGAGGGCGCCGAAGUCAUUGGAAUCGACCUCUCCCCAAUCCAACCCAACUGGGUCCCCCCCAACGUCCAAUUCCGCGUCGACGACAUCGACAAAGACUGGAUGUUCGAGCACCCCCUCGACCUAAUCCACUCUCGCCUCUCCUCCGGCCUCGCCGUCCGCGACUGGCCCCGCUACCUAACCGAGUGCCACAAAGCCCUCAAGCCCGGCGGCUGGGUCGAGGCGCAGGAAUUCAGCGUCUCCAUGGGCUGCGAGGACGACUCGCUCCCCCCCAACUCCAUGAUCAAGAAAUGGCACGAGGAGGCUAACCGCACCUUCACGGCCGCCGGGUGCGAUCUUCGCUUCGAAGGCGAGACGCUGAGGCAGCAGAUGAUAGAUGCGGGGUUUGUGAAUUGCGUGGUGCAGGAGUAUCGGUGGCCGAUGGGGCCGUGGCAUGAGGAUAAGCGGCUGAGGGAUUCGGGGGCGUUUGCGAUGAUGAGUAUGUUGACGGAUAUGGAGGCGAUUAGUCUGGCGAGUAUGACGAGGUAUGGGGGGUGGAAGAUGGAUGAGCUGAAGGUGUUUUUGGGGGCUGUGAAGAAGGAGUGGAGGAUGAGGUCCAUUAAGGCGUAUUGGCCGCUGUAUGUGGUGUAUGGGCAGAAGCCGGGGGAGAGGCCGAAGGGGGAGUGAGUGGGUGUGGCAUAGGUGGGGGGUAGGGGCACAUGUGGAGGGGGUUAUGAUUGUUAUGGCGUUUGAUACAAUCAAAAUUGAGGCAUGCCAGGUUAGCAAAAUAGGGACUCGAGAAGUCAACUCGUUAAGGCAUAAUUUUCG